Molecule: messenger RNA, 9730 nt
Organism: Caenorhabditis auriculariae
Lineage: Eukaryota; Metazoa; Nematoda; Chromadorea; Rhabditida; Rhabditidae
Source: the annotation of a GenBank genome assembly
AUGGUGCGAGCAGUGCCGAUCUCACCGAUCGCUUCCUACACAAUCGUGCCGCUGAGCAGUCCGUGGCCGCCUGAAAACAUUCGGACACCAGGUCCUACUCCUUCUAAUCACAAAGUCGUGCUUGCCGUCGCAGUUCUUGUCACAAUUCUGCUCACGACCAUCGGAAACGCCUUGGUCUGCCUCGCCGUUCUGCUCGUCCGGAAGUUGAAACAACCCCAGAACUUUCUGAUCGUCUCUCUGGCCGUGGCUGACUUCUUCGUCGGCCUCGUCGUCAUGCCACUCGCCCUCGUUGACCUUCUUUUCGACGAAUGGCCUAUUGGCAGGUUUGUUUCUCAUCAAAAUAGCGAUAUAAAAGUCAAUCGAUACACCGAAACUUUUUAUUGACGAGUUUUCGAAUUGUUUGGGAAAAACUCUUUUAUGCAUCAUUUAUGCACCGAUACGCCUCCAGAAACCUUGUUUUGCAUUUUUUUUUCAAUGCAGUUUUGUUUUCAGCGUGCGGGACUGUGUACAGCAGUCUUUAAAUACACUUCAAAAUAACGUAUCGUAUAAUUUUUUUUUGAAUGAACUGGUCUCAUUUCAGAAUUUCUCUCUCCAGUCCCACAUAAAACGCUUUUUCUCCAUUGUUAAAAAAAGAAAAAGAAAACGACAAUAGACAAUAAAUUGGAAUUUUUUCUGGAAAUUAUGUAAGAAUGGAGGUCUGAGACCAUUAUUCGAAAGAAAAAAAUAUUCUUUUCUCGGAGGCGAAAUUGUUUUUCUGAAAGUUUCUCAGAGACCAUUUGGAGGCAGUUCACAAACGCCCUUUAUUUUAUACGAGUUCAUGAGAACUAUUUUUUGUUUCUGCUGUAGAAGAUAUUCUACGAAUUAGAAACGAGAAAAACGUUGUUUUACACAUUUCAGAGAAGCAUAUUUUUAGAGUUUCUCGCAAAAAGCUGGAAAAAAAAAAGAAAAAAGCACAACACACAAACAAAAGGUCGAGCUUGAGAGUGCCGAGUUUCUGAAUAAAUUUUAUGAAAACAACCGAAUCUGGAAGUUUGAAACUUUGAGAUAGCGAUUUCCUGUAGUUCUUGCAAAUUCGGGAUUGUGUGUCUUCAACACAAAGUUUUCCCAUAUUCAAAAGCAAUAAAAGCUAUUUUCAGCUUUAUGUGCUCGUUCUACACGACGGCAGACCUGACGCUGUGCACAGCGUCAAUCGUAAACCUGUGUGCGAUUUCCGUCGACCGCUAUUUGGUCAUCUCCCGUCCGCUGAGAUACUCGGCUCAGCGGACCACCAAGCGGAUGUUGGUGUACAUCCUGGCAGUUUGGGUCGUCGCCGCCGUCGUCAGCUUCUCGUCGCACAUCAUCGCCAAUCUUCUGUACGACGAGAAGGAUUCGAUCGGCGUCACGACUUGCCAAGUUGGUUGUUUUUCGUUAACUUCAUUCAUCUCUUUGAUUCGAUUCUUUAUUCACAAUAACAACUAAGGACGUGAAGUCAACAAAAUUUUGCUUGGACUAGGUCCAAUAUUUUUUGAUGAGUUGUGUGUAAACCCCAUGAAAUGGAAAAGAAGAAAGAUUUAAGCCUUGAAAGUCGCAGAAUCUAUGAAAAUUUGGUUUUUCUUUUAAAAAUCGUUGCUGGGAAUUUUUUUCUCCAGUAAUUUUUUUUUUAGAAUUAUUUUUCUUUUCCAAUAAUAUUUCAACUUUGAAACUCUGGAACUGAGUUUAGGACUAAAUCAACUACAGAGUCUUCUUAACUUCUUUUUUUUGCAUCGACCGUGUAGAGAAAUCCAUUGAACAACAUCUCAAGCCGAAACCUAAGCCCGAACAUCACCCAAACGUCUUUUACUUGAAGAAAAAGUAACAUCUAACCGAUUUCCUAGUUACGUCACUCGGAAAACCUAAGUUUUGCUUGCAUCAGGGUCGAAACUCCAAUUCUGGUGCUGCCUUUGAGCCUUUGACCGAAUCUAGCAAUUGCCUUUCAAUUUGCCCGUUUCAAUUGUCGUAGAGUUUUUGCUGUACACAACAAAAGCGCCAGAUGCCGUAGUUCGCCAGGGAAAUGAGGCGUUAAAGAUGGUCUGUGAAUUUCGAGACCAGAGAUCAACGGGACAUGAUUCCUCUUCUACCGAGAAUAGUAUGAAUGUGGGAAAAGCAUGUUUUUGGAGCCCUAAGAAAAAAUACCAGCCGAAACUGCGUGCUUCAUGACGAUUUUUGUUUUGCGAAAAUAACUUUUUUCAUUUGUUUUCCUCUCAUUAUUAACUCUUUUUUUGCGCGGUUCGUGUAUCAGCUCACUUUCAAAACUUCUGUUCCCAUUUCACUUCAUUUUUAUUUUCUCUUCACCGCCACCAAAGCACCGGUCGUGCAAUUAUUUUUGCGUGCUUACGGACGUUUGCCAGAAGAAAUCGUUUUUGCUUUGAACGAUGUAAUAAGUGCGGCGCGUCACGCGCAAAACUUUUCAAUCGCUGCUGUCCUUCAAAUGAAGUAUUCUUGGGAUUCCCGAGCUUUUUAUAGGCUUUCGCCACUUUACUGGGAACGUCGCCAAAAAGAAAACGGAAGACUGAAUCCUAAAAAAAAAGUUAAAACAUCAUUUAUUCAUCUUUGAAUUAAGUGACAUUAUGACAAAAAAAACAAAAAAAGCUUUUACAUAGAUCUCUAAAAGAUGCGUAAUGAUGUCUCUUAACAAAGGUUACAGAGUUAUUCAUGCGUGAAAUCUUUCGAAAAAAAUAUCAAAAAAACAGGCUCAGAGAUAUUUGUUUUUCAUUUUGUUGAAAAAAAUUAUUACUAAUCAAACUAACGGAAUGAAGAUAAGCUGGUUCCUUUUUGAAAAGAUCUCAAAAAAUUUUAACUGGGGGAACAUUUCAAUUCCUAAGAUCAUGAAAGACGAAAAUAAAGCCAGCUUUUUUGCAUUUUACAAACUUCCGAGACUUGAAACUAUAUGUGAGAGAAGCUGUCCAAAGAGAUUAACUACAAAUUAUUCGAAACACGGAGAACACUACAAUCGGGAGCAGGAAAUUGUGCAUUAAUCUCGCUAACUCACGGCAUGUUUUUCAUACCAACCGAAUCGAAACCAAACGCAGAAAAGGCCUCUACCUCAUCUGCCGUAAGUGGGUGUGUUCUUCAGGCCUUUGAAAUUUUUUUUUGCUGUGCUCAGAGAUCUUCUCGAAUUGGGCGUCUAUUUUACUGCUGGGAAGGGCAUAAAUCAACGCGUUGUUCCGUAUUCGUUCACUACAGCGCUCAAAGCCAUAUGGGGGCUUUUUUGGUCUCAAAUUGCGCUACUUACUUUUUUCAGGCUUUCUUAGGAAUGAAGAAUAAAAGGUCCGAUUGAUUCCUGGCCAAUUGCAGCUCUUACUAACAAUGGAACGCAUUUUUUGAAUUGACUUCUUGUUGAUUCGAAAAUAAGAUUUUCAUUUCGAAAUUCAUUACAUUCGGUUUUUCUUUAGCGAAAAACACUCAGCUGUUUUUCAUCCGCUUUUUCCCAUCAAGAGACUUCACCCAAAGUCGGAAAGACGUCUGGAAGAGUUUAGACAAAAACAAACAUAUGCAACACACUCCUUAUGUGAACGCGACGUUUCAUUUCGAAACGUGAUAGCCUGGAGGCCAGGGGGCUUGAAGAAAUUUCGGCUUCUUGAAAACGUCCAGCGGAAAUCGGCGUCAACGAAUUGGAAGACGCCAAAGUCGCCCGAUUUUCUUCCUCCUAGUUCUACGGGACACAAACAUAUGAGAAUAUGAGCUUGUACACAGGACCUUUUCUAAAGGUGUAUUAUCGGCUUUUGAAUAAAGAUAGCAUAUUUCGAAAACGGGGAGUUUAUCCUUAUUAACAUUGAACUUCCGAUUUGAGGUGGUUAAAGAGCGAAUCGGUUCAACGAUUUUUCUAGGUAUCUAACUGUUGAAAAUGAUCUAAUUUACUAUUUGAAAACAUUCAAAAAACAAGCUCAAAAAUUAAGACCAAAAUGAAAUUAGCGGGACUUUAAUAUUUUUACUACUGAGGCGUCACUCUAUCUACCCUUCAAGAAGCUUCAUUUGAACGCUGUGAACCUCAUAGACCUGAUUCCUUGCGACGGAUUUCUGAUUCCCGAACUUUUUUCAAACUCCGAAACCGCCCAAAGCAAAAAUACGAAAGUGUAAGAAAGUGAUGAAAAAUCUUUUACAUGAACCAUAUUUCUUGACGGACGCUGUAACUUUCUCUUCCCAAACACCCAGACACCUGAGAAGCCGAGCAAUAAAUUUGGCUAUCAUCACUUUUUUCUUUUUUUUUUUUACUGAGUUAGCAGUUGACCUAACGUCAGCACCAGUAAACGGAUUCUAGGCGACAGGGAUUUAUUUUCAAAGUUGUGAGCAGCUGGCCGAGCAGGACGAUACAUGUGCUCAAUGUGUCACGUUGAAAUGAGAACGGCCUAAAACGCUGACUUUGUGUCUCGCAGUACACCUUUGUGUUUCUUCGGCGGGAAAAAAACUGCGGCCUAAAUGCAGAUUUAAGCCUUUUCCUAUUUUUUGCUAUCGGAAUUAAAUUUUUCGAAAUUCUCUAGUUCCGCUUCAAAAGGAAAUAUGGGAGUUUACCGAAAGCUUUAUGUGUCCACCAUCUCUGUGGAUACGAUAACAGAGGGCUUAGUAAGAAGUGAAAAACAUAUCAAAGUUUUGAAAGAAUGAGUUAUUUUUUCAAAACAAGCCAGAAAAAAAAACAAAAGCAUCUCAAACUGAAGAACUCUUAGAAACGUUUCAACGGCCGGCUGGUGUAACUGGAUACCACGGAACAUCGCAUAAGUUUUUCUCUUCAUUUCAUUUUUGCCUCGAAAGUUGAAGCAAAAAAAGCUUUGUCAAAUCAUUCAUCAUAGAAAUUAAAUGUGAUGCUCAAAUUACAAUCGAUCAGAGUAAAUAUUUGCUGAAAACUUAUUCUAUUCAAUAAGUUUAUUGCCCACAACAAAAGUGCGAAAGCUAGCAGUCCUUUUGCAAAAAAAAAAGAAACUUCCAGGUUUCAUGAGGAAUUACGCAGGAGUCGUUCGAAAUUUCAAAAAAGAUGAUUGCUCAAAAACAGGGAAGUCCGGCUGUUUGAAGAAAAAGAAGUUAUGGCGCAAUAAAGAGGGCAAAACGUCCGCACGGAUUAUUAUCCUUUCUGCGGGCUCUUUGACCGAAACUCCUUUGGACGAUUUCGGUUUUUUUGGUGGAUUAGUGAGAAAUAAUGAUACAGUAUGUAUUCAAAUAAUCUAUUUAGGCCGGCUCGAGAUGAGAUUCCAUGACGUUUGGCAAAGAAUUAUGCAAAAAAGAAAUGUUUUGAAGCUUUCGAAGAACUUUUCGAUUCAAGCUAGAGGCGGAUGGACUAUGACUCAAAAAAAAAAAUGGAGAAAACCAUUUAGUUGUGUUUGAUAACCCGAGUUGUACUGAGAGAGCUUUUCUGGUUUAUGCUUCUAAAUUUCUUUCUUUUUCAGGUGGUACCUCACUUCAUCUACCAGAUCUACGCAACAAUCAUUGCCUUCUACGGACCGACCUUGAUCAUGGUCAUUCUAAACAUCAAAAUUUGGCGAGCCGCCAAAAGACUGGCCAAACAAGACAGAAUCCUCUCACAUUGCAAUUCUGUGGAAGUUGACCGACCGACGAACAACAACACAAGUCAAACUGAGCAUUCUGAUUUACUACCAGAAAAAGAACCGCAAGCGCCGACGAUAACCAAAGAAAGAGCCAAUUCCACAAAUUCUCGGCUGUUCAAACUCGAGCGGAAGUAUCUUCAUCGGCCAAGCCAGUUUUUCAACGCCAUGAAAGGACCGUUGGUCAGUUCAAUUUUACUGUCUAACCGGGUUUAGUCGUAAUGUUCUCUCCUGGAAUUGUGUUAGGCUAGAAAACUCAAAUCUCAGUAUAUUUGUGUCGUCCCAACCAGAUCUUUCUCCCAACUUCGACAAAACAAAAGCUUUUUUUUUUUGAAAUUUCAGAAGGUCUUAGAUGAAUUAUGAGUUGGAAGCUGCGAUUACUCAAUCUCUUUAAUGUUUUUUGAGAUGAAGCUUUUUUCGUUAAUUUUUUGAUGGAAACGGACUAAUUUUUGAACAAUUAUUUUUUUGAAAUUUUCUAAGAAAGCUUCUGAAGCCAGUCCGCGAAAACGCAUCCAGACUCAAUUCAUAAGCCUCCCUAUGAGAAUACACCUUUUUCUGUCGCUUGUCUACCUUUAAUUCUCAUUACUAGCGUAAAAACGCUUGCAUUUUCAAUGAUAUUACUCUCGAUAAUGAAAAAAUCUUUGACCAAAUUGGAAAAAUUGGGUCAAAAAUUGGAAGAACUGAAAGUUUUCCAGUAGAUUUGAGUUGCGCCGCAUAAUCGAGCUGUUCAUCUCGAUCAGCUGCUGGGGGAAAAGCUACCCCAUAAAACUUUUUUUGUGCGUAGUAGCGCGGAGGAGCACAUAAACCAGUCUCUCUGCAUGAAAUCUGACUUGGGGGCCAACUUUUGUCAAAGAGGAUUCAAUUCGACUUUUGCUAUAGAGAACUUGCCAGAUGCGUGAAAAAUUGUCAAGCGGGGUUAUGAAUAAAAGUUGACACAAGCUGAAUGUUAGAGUUUUUUUAAAUUUUUGAAAAAAAUAAAGUUCCUGAUGGUUUUUUCUUUCACAAAGAAAGUCAUUUUUCUUUUUUUUCCAAAGUUUUUUUCGAAAUAUUGCGAAACUCUCCGGUGGAAUAGAUUUUUUUCACAAUCGAAAUUCUCGAACUUUUUAUCACAAAAAAAAAGCAGGAAAUAUUUGAAUUUUCUUACUGAAUCAUUGACUUUUCUUCAUGCGUUUAUCUCUGAAAAUGGAAAGUUUUGAUAAAAUUAAGGUUUCGCUACUUGUCUGUAAAAGUUUUGUGCAACGAUUUUCAAAAAUUUCCUGAAAGAAGCAAGAAAAAUGUGUCGAUUUUUUGUUUCUUAUUUUGAUUGAAACGGUUCAUUUUUCUAUUAUUAGUUAGAACCGUCUUUUGACUCACUUCCGUAUAUUCCAUUCACAGAAACACCAAACGUCAUUGUUUGAACUGGUUCCGUUUAUUUUUAGAACUAAAACGCCGCUCUCACCAGAUGUUCACGGCGAGCUCAAAAUCCAGAGAGACCCAGCCCAACAAAAAGCAUUUUUUCUGAGUAAAAUACAAUUUUUUAAGGAUUGGAGAGGGAUGGGAGCGCCCUAAAUGCGUUUUCAAAUGCUCUCAAAGCACGAGAAGUGCUGCAUUUAACCGACGUAAUAUAUGUAUUUCGUAGGGGCUGAAAUUUCCAAUUUGAGCUCAUAACGUGGAUGUUUCUAGGAAAAUGCUCUGGUCUAUCAAAAGAAAAGGAAAAAGAAUAUUUCGAUAUUUUUCCGUCUCCUCAAGUUUUUUCCUGUUUUGCGUAAAGGACAAUAUGGAAAAUUAACAAAUACUUAUCAAGUUAAUGAAGAAACUAAAUAAGUUUUCACAUAAAUAUUUAUGCUACUAAUAAAGUUAAACUUUCAUAUUUAAUUGAAAGUUUGGAAAAAGGGGAUAAAGCUGUUCCGGGCCACUUUUUUAUAGCAACUUUGCUUUACAGUUUCAGGUCCGUCACAACGAAAAAAGCGAGUGCAAAGCUCGAAAAACGCUAGGAGUCAUCAUGAGUGUGUUCAUUAUCUGUUGGCUUCCAUUUUUCUUCUUAGCCAUCUUAAAAUCUUGUCUGGACGUGCAAGUACCGUAUUGGCUGGACACUUUGACCCUCUGGCUCGGAUAUUCCAACAGGUUGAUCUGCGAUAGCGGCCGCAAUCUUUCCAUUUCUUUCAGUACAUUAAAUCCGAUGAUCUACUGUAAGUACAACAAAGAGUUCCGCGUGCCUUUUCGAGAAAUGUUGGCCUGUCGCUGUUCAACACUUCAGUCGGUUAUGAGGCAGCAAAGCUUCACCAGUCGGUAUGGUCCGACAGUGUGAGUUUUCUGCUUUUUUUUAUAACUUUGACCUCUCUGUUUCCUUUAUAUUUAUUUCAGGAAAGAAAAAAGUCCAUGAAAACAACAGGAGCAAACAAAAAAGAUAAUCAAAAAUUCAAAAAACUUCAAGUACUUAUGAAAAUUAAAGCUCAAAGUUCACAACUUGUGUCUAGUAUGUUUUUCGAGUCUACAAUUUAAAUAACACUCUGUACAAGGAUUCAUUAAUGGGAAUUCUGAAGGACAAUUGAGGUAAAGAAAAAAAUAUGGUUUUUUUCUGUUCGAUCUUCUUUCCAGCUCAGAGGCAUUUUUCAAAAAGGCCUUUUUUUCCAAAACAAAUUUUUUUCCCAAUUUUUUUGUUUUUUUGUUAAAGAUAAUAUAAUAAUCAUUUUAAUUUUUGUAUGUUACUGCCGGAAUUAGGGGAAUUUCGACGUCUUUGAUGCGCCAAAAACAUGAAGGAAAGACAAAAUCUUGAAAAAAAUUCCCCGGAAUGGAAUCAUAGUAUAUGUCAGCAGCAAGUUCUUAUAGUUCUAUGAUCCCACUUUAUAUGAACUUAAAAAUUGUUCUAUACAAUUUCACAUCUGGUAAAGUAUUUUCUAUGUUUUUUUGCUCAUGGUUACAAAAACUUCGGCGAAAUCAAAGAGAGAGGAGUCAAAAAAAAAAGUAAUGAAGAGCGUUAAAGCGAGCCGUCGCGACGGGUCUAUGUGAUUCCGACGGAGACCGACACUAGGGAGUCUUACGCGUAGAAAUGAAAGGUGGAUUUGAGCCUUGUUUUUGAACGGGCUUUUGCAGACGUGAGCGCACGCAGUCAUCAAGCUAUCGUCCGCUUCUGUGAGUCCGAGUGACCGAGUCCCCUUUACAUACUACCAACAAACAAAAACAAAAUCUGGGAAAUGCUUCAAAUGGGAUAAAAAGAAAAUGCAAAAAGUUCGUGAAAAUUCAGUUCAAGACUUUCAACUGAACAAUUUUGUUUUAAGGAAAAUAGUUCAAUUUUUUUCCAACUACAAAAACUUUGGCCUCAGUCUACCUGGUCUUCAUAUAUUACAAGAAUAAAACACAUACAAACUUCGAAAGAGAUUGAAAUAGUUUUUUGUGCAUUAGACAGAUUCUGAUCUUAUUUUUUUUCACAUGUUUGUGUAGAGUGCAAUCUUUUCCCAUCUCAGGAUCUGUUUUGAAGCAAGCAUGACAAAGAACAUUAUUUUAAAAAGGUUCCAAAUUUUCUUUCAGAUUUUUUCACAUUUGAAGCUUUUUCUUUCGCACGAUAUUUUCCAUAACUCCUUUUCUAAUUUUUUUUUUGUCCAUUUUCAAUUUUUACUUUGAAGUGUCGUGUUUUUAAUAAUUUUUUCCAACUCACCUCAACUUUCAACCUCGAAACUGUUUCUAUCACUAAUUUCUAUAAUCUCCUUCAAACACCAUUUAAAAAACUAUGCGGUAGGUAGCAUUCUUUGGGGAAAACCGAUUUAUCAUUUUCGGCCGCAUAAGCCGUUAAAUCAAAACGAAAGGAAAAAGUCAACAUUUUUUGAGCCGUUUUUUGGGCUCGGGAAAUGUUUUAGAACGUCCAGUAAAACAAUUUUCCAAGCGGCUCCUUGGAGAGAUGAAAACGUUUUGACAAAUGGCUCUUCCUUUAGGUUUAUUCAGCCUUGUGGAAUAAAAAAACAGUUGGCUGGUUUCGCGAAAAGAGAAUGAGAAAGGUUUUUCGUUCAAGGGACCAUUAGUUAUCGGGAAGACAAUUUAUGCGCGGAGCACUUUCAGUUUUUAAUGACCAUAAAACUCUGCCUGCCGUGUGCCAGCGUGUGCUGUGUGAAUGCCUUUCGCUUGGUUAUUUAGAUUGUAUUCAAUCGCAGUUUUGGAAUUCCAGACCACGGCGCAACGACAGCCACGCCGAGGCUUCUGAUGUCUGA